Molecule: messenger RNA, 3026 nt
Organism: Seriola dumerili (greater amberjack)
Lineage: Eukaryota; Metazoa; Chordata; Actinopteri; Carangiformes; Carangidae
Gene: parn
Product: poly(A)-specific ribonuclease
Exons: 26
Coding region: 41-2101 (686 amino acids)
Biological process (GO): nuclear-transcribed mRNA poly(A) tail shortening
Cellular component (GO): nucleus; cytoplasm
Molecular function (GO): metal ion binding; RNA binding; poly(A)-specific ribonuclease activity
Source: RefSeq, a predicted model, not a curated record
UUGGUGUUAGCUGUCAGCCGGGUUCAGUCAUUGUGCAGGGAUGGAGGUGACACGAAAAAAUUAUAAAGACUGUUUGAACACGGUGUACAGCGCGAUAGAGGAUGCCGACUUCCUUGCCAUCGAUGGAGAAUUUUCAGGGAUAAGCGACGGCCCCAAUGUCAGUGCACUAACCAACGGGCUUGACACACCAGAGGAGCGAUACACGAAGCUUAAAAAGCAUUCCAUGGACUUUCUACUCUUCCAGUUUGGAUUAUGUACAUUCAAAUACGACCAGGCAAAGUCAAAGUAUAUCACGAAGCCGUUUAAUUUUUAUAUAUUCCCGAAACCAUUCAACAGGACUUCUCCUGACAUUAAGUUCAUCUGCCAAAGUUCCAGUAUUGACUUUCUGGCCAGUCAGGGAUUUGACUUCAACAAGGUGUUCUGUCACGGAAUCCCGUACCUAAAUCAAGACGAGGAAGCCCAGCUGAGGGAGCAGACGGAGGAGAGGAGGAAUCAGCAUGCUAACGGUGUAGGGACACCAUCCUACAUCUCUCCAUCCUCCAAAGGUGCUGCAAAUGUACCCGAGGAGCAUAAAGACUUCAUCAACAGGGUGGUAGAGAAAGUUGAGGCCCUCUUCACCAACUCAGAGAAGACUUUGGACCUGGAGCCAUGCACUGGGUUUCAGAGAAAGCUGAUAUACCAGACACUGAACUGGAAGUUUCCCAAAGGGCUUCAUGUGGAAACCAUUGAAACAGAAAAGAAGGAGCGAUACAUCCAGGUGAGCAAAGUGGAUGAAGAGGAGAGGAAGAGGAGGGAGCAGCAGAAACUGGAGAGAGAGCAGGAGGAGCUAAAUGAUGCUGUUGGCUUCUCCAGGGUGAUCCAUGCCAUCUCUAAAUCUGGCAAACUCGUGGUUGGCCACAACAUGCUGUUGGAUGUGAUGCACACCAUCCACCAGUUCUACUGCCCACUUCCAGAGGACCUCCAAGACUUUAAAGAGGUCACGAUGUGCGUCUUCCCAAGAAUUCUGGACACAAAGUUAAUGGCUUCCACUCAGCCGUUUAAGGAGCUGAUCACUAACACCUCUCUGGCAGAGCUGGAGAAACAGCUGAAGGAGAGCCCCUUCAAGUCACCACAAGUUGAAACGGACGAGGGGUUCCCCAGUUACGACACAGCCCAGGAGCAGCUCCAUGAGGCAGGGUACGAUGCCUACAUCACUGGCCUCUGUUUCAUCUCCAUGGCCAACUACCUGGGCUCUUUCUUGACUCCACCCAAAGCUUACAUCUCAGCUCGAUCCAAACUCAUUGAGCCUUUCUUCAACAAGCUUUUCCUGAUGAGGAUAAUAGAUAUUCCCUACCUCAACAUCACAGGACCAGAUCUGCAACCCAAAAGAGACCACGUCCUGUACGUCACCUUCCCAAAAGAAUGGAAGACCAGUGACCUCUACCAGCUCUUUAGUGCCUUUGGGAACAUCCAGGUUUCAUGGAUAGAUGACACAUCAGCAUUUGUGUCCUUAAGUCAAACAGACCAGGUGCAGAUAGCUAUGAACACCAGCCGCUAUGCAGAGAGCUACAGGAUCCAGACGUAUGCAGAGUACGUCCAGGGCAAGCAGCAGCAACAGGAGAAGGAGAAGAUCGGUCAGACCGCCAAAACCUGGGGAGAGGACGGCUGGGUGAAAGCUCACUACACCUCAUCCACUACCAGUGGUUUUGGAUAUUCCAGGGCUUUGAGAAAACGCAGCAUCAGCCCGGUUCAGGGAGAACAGGGGAGUGGAGAACCUGUAAUUACAGACGGCUGGAGUCACUACUCGUACCCAGAUAGCACCGGCAGCAAGAAAAUGAAAACUGAUGAUACAAGUGGACAGGCAAAUGCUGAGGCUGUCGAGAGCAAGACAUCAGAGGGGUGGCUAAAGACGGGAGAUGCAUCAGAUUCAGCAGGGUUAAGUCCAGUCCCUGAUGAGGAGGAAAGUCCCGAGGGCACAGAUCCAGCUGAUGAUGCUGACGGGACGAUCACCUGGCAACAAGCCCCGGCAGUCCACGGGAGGAAAGGUCAAAAGAACAAGAAAAAGAAGUCUGAAGCGGCGGAGUCUACAACAUCGCUGUUCGAAGUCCCAGAAGUCUGGUAGCGAGAAGUGGGACGUGGAGAGGCCACUGUCCCGCACUGGGCUCCUGCUCAGAGUCUCUUCCUAAGCACUUGGGGCACUUCCUGAAUGGUCGUACAUCACUGGGAGUGGUGCAUGCCCUAAAUUCAUUCGUUCACUCAACAGCUGUGGAUACCGUGUCCAAAGCUACCAGCCAAACGUCUUGACUGGACUAUUGAAAGAGAGAACACAAGCCAUAACGACAGCUGCCAUAUUUUGAUCUUGUACCACAGAGGAGCAGGAAACUCUACUGGGUAAACACACACACACACACACACACACACAUAUAUACCACGAGAUCUUGAAAAUCUUAAGUGCAGAAAUGUUCAUUUAUCCUGAUGUGUCCAGACUGGGAUCUGCCACCACAGCCAUGCUAUCACUUUGGAACCAUUCAUCAAUUUUAAUGACACGUCACCUCGAAUCAGUCUUAAAUUUUGGGAGCGUGAGUUGUGUGCGAGUUUGCAUGUGAGGGAGAUGUACUUUUUUCUCUAGUCUUUGUAUCCCUGUGAAUCCGUUUUCAUAAAUUGUGAGAGAUAAAAUACCACUUGACAGGUCCUGUAGUUUACAAUGUCAGGGUUAUUUAGUAUUUUAAUGCAGUCAGAUAUUUUUUCCAUUUUAAAAAGAAAAAAACGUAAAUUCUAUCAACUCCUCCAGUUUUAUCAUAUAAGCUUAUCAAUGAUAAUGUGAUAUUUAUGAUUGGUGGCAUUUUGAUCCUUCAUGAGGUGCUUGUUUUUUUUUUGUUUGUUUUUUUUUGUACAGAAUUGUUUUCUUUACUUUUUUGUGUUGAAUGUUUUGUAACUGUGUCAACCCUGAAACAAUGUCAAAGUAUGUUCAAAAGGUGUAAACGUUAAGAAGACGUGUACAUUUUUGUAUAAGAUAAAGUUUAAAAAUCCUGAAAUAUUUCCUUGGA